Artibeus jamaicensis (Jamaican fruit-eating bat) is the source of this 1099-nucleotide messenger RNA. RefSeq names its product membrane anchored junction protein (gene MAJIN). The transcript has 11 exons. Lineage: Eukaryota; Metazoa; Chordata; Mammalia; Chiroptera; Phyllostomidae. The record is from RefSeq and is a predicted model, not a curated record. Gene Ontology annotation, biological process: homologous chromosome pairing at meiosis; meiotic attachment of telomere to nuclear envelope. Gene Ontology annotation, cellular component: nuclear inner membrane. Gene Ontology annotation, molecular function: DNA binding. The coding region runs from base 1 to 867 and encodes 288 amino acids.
AUGGGCGAGAGGGUGAGCCAGUCGUGUGGCCGGGCCUCGUUCGAAGUCGGCACCCUAGCUUCUCAGAGAGCACUGCCUAGCUAUCAUUUGGAUAGCAGUUUGAAACCCUUCACCUACCCGUUUCCAGAGACAAGGUUUCUUCAUUCAGGAUCUAAUGUGUAUAAAUUCAAAAUCAGAUAUGGCAGCAGAGUCAGAAGGCAAGAUAUAGAAAAUAAGGAAGUCAUCGUCCAGGAGCUGGAGGACUCUCUUCGUGUGGUCCUGGGAAACCUGGACAACCUGCAGCCAUUUACUACAAAACACUUCAUUGUGUUUCCCUAUAAAAGCAGAUGGGAGAGAGUGUCCCACUUGAAAUUCAGACAUGGGGAAAUCGCCUUGGUCCCCUAUCCAUUUGUUUUGACUCUGUACGUGGAGAUGAAAUGGUUUCAUGAGACUCUGUCACCUGGAAAACCCAUAAACGACAGUGCUCUUGGGUUGGUCCUAACUGAGCGGGAGGCAGCAGGAGCCAUGAGGAAGAAGCGGCAACACACGGAAGUGUCCAGCUCUCCCAGCAGGCCCGGGCUGGACAGGGCCAAAGUGAGGACUUCCAGCCAAGGUCCCAGCAAAAAGAAGCUCCUCGUGGAAACCAGCAGGAACCCGGAAACAAAAACCCAGCAGGAAUGUCAGGAGACCUCAGCAUUUGGUGUCACUGAUGUCCAGGAACAGGAUUCUAGGUGGGAGGACAGCCAGGCAGGGGACAUUAUCCUGCCAGGGCAGCAGAGCAGUCCGUCUCCACCCAAAGGACCCGCAGACCUGGGGACCAGCGGCUUCUUCGGGUUUUUAAGCUCUCUCUUCCCGUUCCGGUAUUUCUUCAGAAGGAGCAGCCAGUGAGCCUUCCAGAGGUGGCGGUGGCGAGUGCCCUCCCCCAGUGACUGUCCUCUGCUCGCCCCAGACUCCCUAAGUCCCCUAGUUGGUUUGCCCUGUCCUUUACCCCUUUCCAGUGAAAUGGUUUUGUUUUUUUCAACUUAAAACGCUAGAAAAAGCAUGGAACUUUCUAAAAUGUUCUAGUUUGAGAAUUGUACUGUUCUGAGGUUCAAUUUAGGUCUUUCAUCUCUAGCACUUA